Eremothecium cymbalariae DBVPG#7215 is the source of this 711-nucleotide messenger RNA. It is a transcript of the gene RRP40, whose product is annotated as exosome non-catalytic core subunit RRP40. The transcript has a single exon. Gene Ontology annotation, biological process: exonucleolytic trimming to generate mature 3'-end of 5.8S rRNA from tricistronic rRNA transcript (SSU-rRNA, 5.8S rRNA, LSU-rRNA); nuclear polyadenylation-dependent rRNA catabolic process; TRAMP-dependent tRNA surveillance pathway. Bases 1 to 711 code for a protein of 236 amino acids. The record is from RefSeq and is a predicted model, not a curated record. Gene Ontology annotation, molecular function: RNA binding. NCBI's taxonomy places the organism in Eukaryota, Fungi, Ascomycota, Saccharomycetes, Saccharomycetales, Saccharomycetaceae. Gene Ontology annotation, cellular component: nuclear exosome (RNase complex); cytoplasmic exosome (RNase complex).
AUGGCGAACUUAGUUAUCCCUGGGGAUAAAUUGAGUAUUAAUAAUGAAGUUCCCCUUUCAUUAGGUCCAGGUGUAUCUUGUGAUCCGAGGAGUCAAGAGGUCAGACCGGUUAAUGCCGGAUUGGAGGUAGUGAGUAACACAAAGAAAGGUCAAUCUCUAUAUGUGGAUUAUAACUCAAAAAGAUAUCUACCAUCAGUAGGGGAUUACGUUAUUGGUCUUGUUACAGCUUCUUUUUCGGAUAGUUAUAAAGUAUCCUUGUCCAGCUUUUCCUCUUCAGUGGUCCUAUCAUAUAUGGCUUUUCCAAAUGCUACGAAAAAGAACAGACCGACGCUGAAAGUUGGUGAUUUAUGUUAUGCCAGGGUUUGUAGUGCUGAAAAAGAUUUGGAGGCUGAAAUAGAAUGUGUAGAUUCUACUACCGGCAAAGAUGCAGGGUUUGGUAUCUUGGAGGGUGGUGCUGUUGUUGAAGUUCCGUUGGCUUUUGCUAGGGAACUUCUCUUUAAUAAUCAGUAUCCGUUCCUUCCAAUUCUAGCUCAGAAUAUUGAGUUUGAAGUUGCUAUUGGGCUUAAUGGAAAAAUAUGGAUUAAAACGGCUAAUUUGAGUACUACUUUAGCAUGUUAUAGAGCCAUUCAGAAGUGCUGUAAGAGACAACCAUCUGAAUUUAAAUCGACAAUAAAAUCUGAAUUCAAGCAAUUCGCAAAUUUAAACGUUUAG